AUGAAAUUUUAUGCUAACUUUUCUUUCUUUUUUAACUAAGAUGAAGUUUGGACUUCCAAUAAAUUCAUCAAUUAAUUCCCAGAAAGCUAAUUCAUUUUAUUAGAACCAGAUUUUUAUGAUGAAUUAAUGAAUAUUAGUGCUGAGGGAGUUGAUAAACCUUAGAUUGUAGAAAUAGAUAAGAGUUUAAUUGAAUAAUAGUAAUAAUUUGUAGAGUUUAAUAAACAAUAACGAAAUUACUCUUAGGAAUAUUUAAGAUUGAUAAAUUUCGCAAUAUAUACUAAAGAAAUAACUUUGGGAUAGUUGACCAAACUUUUGAUUGCAAAUAAGUAUGUUGAUUAAUUAGAAUUAAAAAUUUAUUCAAAAUAUUCGAAUCAAUAUAUAAUCGAGUCAGGUAGAAUAUUUGGAGUUCCUCUAGUGUUUUAUGAUAAAAAGGAUUUGGAACAUAAACAUUCAUUGUAUUUGGUUGAUUAUUGCGUGGAUUGCUAAUGGUUUUAAUUGUACAGAAAAAUAAGAUUAUCUUUAGAGGUCAACAAAUAAUUUUUAUUGAUAUUGUUUUCGAAAGAAGGUGAGAUUGUGAAUACCAAGAAAAUUCAGAAUUACAAAUGA
This is a messenger RNA of Paramecium octaurelia, 606 nucleotides long. The record is from the annotation of a GenBank genome assembly. Lineage: Eukaryota; Ciliophora; Oligohymenophorea; Peniculida; Parameciidae.